CCGCGAAGAGAUACCGCCAUGGACGUUGCUAUAAGACUUUCCGGCGUGAUUCUCCUGAAGAACAGCGCCCUCUCGUUGUUUCAAUUAAUUUUGAUCGGCUAUCCUCUUAUAGUUGUCGGCGCUUUCUUCUUUUUGCCGCCCUUCUGAAACUGGUCGGAGUCCCGCUUGCCGGAGAGAAAAAUGAGCCAGGAUCAGCCACGGAGGCCCAGCAACAACACCCGGGCCCAGGCCCGGACAGAGCCCAUCAAGUACGGAGACGUGUUCGACGUCUCCGGCGGGCUCGCUGAUCAGCCUGUGGCUCCCCGGGACGCCGCCAUGAUGCAGUCCGCGGAGAACCUGACCCUCGGCCAGAGCCCGAAGGGAGGGGCCGCUGCGGCAAUGCAGUCCGCGGCCAGGCGCAACGAGAACGCCGGCCUCGUCGGCCACGACGAGCGGUCUCCGGCAGCCCGCGAGGGAAUGACGGUCACCGAGAUGGACGCCCCGGGUCGCCGCGUCGUGACAGAGUCGGUGGGCGGGCAGGUGGUCGACCAUUUUGAGACUCCGGCGCCGGUGACGGCGCAGCCGGCCGUGACGGACGCGUUCACAAUCGGCGACGCGUUGGAGGCAGCGGCCGUGACUGCCCGCGACAAGCCGGUGACGCACAGUGACGCGAGUGCCAUCCAGGCGGCGGAGGUCCGGGCCACCGGAAGGACCGCCGUCGUUCCGGGAGGCGUCGGUGCUGCUGCUAAAUCGGCUGCUAACGCCAACGAAUGGACCGUAGACGAAGAUGACAUGACGACCCUGGGAGACGUUCUUGAGGAUGCGAAGGCAAGAUUGCCUGCAGACAAGGCUGUGACGGCUGUAGACGCAGAGAGGGUGACCGGAGCUGAGCUGCGCAACAGCCCCGACCUGGUCACGUAUCCCGGCGGCGUCGCUGACACGAUGACCGCCGCGGCCAGGCUGAACCGGCAGCCCACCUGAGCCAAUCAAUAUAUAUCUCAGUUCACUUUUGGUGUUUUUAAGAGUGAAUUUUUCCUUUUAGUGAAGGUCGGUUUGUUUUUUGCGGGUAGGUUGUUGUAAACCGGGUUAACAGGAAGAUAGAUUAUCCUUUUACUUAUAUACAGAUAUAUAUACAGGUUGUAAUCUUCUUAAGAUAGAAGUAAUAGAUGUUCUUUUGUCCUUUUA
Nymphaea colorata (pocket water lily) is the source of this 1164-nucleotide messenger RNA. RefSeq names its product late embryogenesis abundant protein D-34-like. NCBI's taxonomy places the organism in Eukaryota, Viridiplantae, Streptophyta, Magnoliopsida, Nymphaeales, Nymphaeaceae. The transcript has 2 exons. The record is from RefSeq and is a predicted model, not a curated record. Bases 181 to 960 code for a protein of 259 amino acids.